AAAAUUUAUCAGAAUAAGGUUCUAGGUAUAUCAAGAUAGAAUUAACACGUUGUUUUUAUUAUAACACCGUUGAUUGAAAUAUUAAUCAUUUAUAAAUAUAUAGUUACAGUAUAUUAAUCAAUAAUGGCUUCGCGAAGUUGGAAGGUUGUUCAAGCUCAUUCACCAAUGAUAAGGUUCCGUAAAGGGGGUAAUAAAGCGACAGGAGUGACUGCAACACCAUCUGCAGGGUCAGGAGCGUCUCUUUCAAGUGCAAAAGGUGCUACAACUGGACCCGGUGUAAUUAGGUUGCCAACAAUUGAAGAUUUCCAAAUUCCACAACGCUAUCAACGAAGACCACUUGACGAUAAAGAAAUCGCAUACAUAAAUCGUGGUGGUCCUGAAUAAUUUAUUCACCUGGAUAAAAUCAAAUAAAUUUAAAUGACUGUUGUAAAUUUUAAAUUUAUUAUAAACUAUAAAGAUUCAAUUUAGUAUUAGUUAUAAAUAAAAUUUCGUUGAUUGUAUUAAAAAGUAAAAAUUUUUUUCAA
This is a messenger RNA of Microplitis demolitor, 524 nucleotides long. Its product is annotated as alpha-ketoglutarate dehydrogenase component 4. The transcript is spliced from 4 exons. NCBI's taxonomy places the organism in Eukaryota, Metazoa, Arthropoda, Insecta, Hymenoptera, Braconidae. Gene Ontology annotation, biological process: 2-oxoglutarate metabolic process. The coding region runs from base 124 to 384 and encodes 86 amino acids. The record is from RefSeq and is a predicted model, not a curated record.